Molecule: messenger RNA, 576 nt
Organism: Phaeodactylum tricornutum CCAP 1055/1
Lineage: Eukaryota; Bacillariophyta; Bacillariophyceae; Surirellales; Neidiaceae
Exons: 1
Coding region: 1-576 (191 amino acids)
Source: RefSeq, a predicted model, not a curated record
AUGAGCGAAGAAAGCAAAAUUGCGGAUGGCGAUUAUGUCAUGAUGGGAGCCGGAUCGGUUGUACCAGGCCGCAGUAUACCCGCGGCCGGCCUCGAUGAUCCGAGUCUCUCCCAAGAGGAAAAGGACCACCGCCUCGCCGUUGCCAUUCAGCAGCAAGAAAACGCUGCUGCGUAUAGUGAACACAAGAAAAAGCACGCCGAACACGUGCACGCGCAACAAAACCGCACGGCCCGUUCGGGAACCUUCACCAAACUGGCUGCCGUCCGCAGCAAGGACCACGGUAUGUUUUCGGUCCCCGCCGAGUACACAUCGGAGAUGGCCUACCACAGAUCGGACAAUAAGUACGCGUUCCCGGGCGGCAACGACAAAUUUUCUCCUCCUCCGCAGGGCGCCAGUCCUCAAGAGAUUGCCGACCACCAAAUGGCUGCCAACCUGCAGAAGUUUGAACAGGUCGACGCCGGUACCAUCCGUACCAUGACCAAGAUUGUCACAGAAGAGACUGAGGCAGAAACUGCGCAGGCGCAUCGUACGCAGCGCUCCAAUUACCAUAUCAAUCAAAAGGCUUUCCCGCGCUAA